This is a messenger RNA of Vicia villosa (hairy vetch), 1412 nucleotides long. RefSeq names its product probable sugar phosphate/phosphate translocator At5g25400. Gene Ontology annotation, molecular function: antiporter activity. The record is from RefSeq and is a predicted model, not a curated record. Lineage: Eukaryota; Viridiplantae; Streptophyta; Magnoliopsida; Fabales; Fabaceae. Gene Ontology annotation, cellular component: endosome; trans-Golgi network; Golgi apparatus. The coding region runs from base 86 to 1135 and encodes 349 amino acids. The transcript has a single exon.
UUUUUCAGUUAUCACUCUCUGACUCUUUCUUCUUCUUCUUCUUCUUCAUCUGCAUCUUCAUCAUCUUCUUCUUCGUUGUUCAACAAUGGGGAAAGGUGGAUCUGUUAGCGAUGGCGUAAUGAAAAAGAUCCUGUUAUCCUACACCUACGUAGCGAUAUGGAUCUUCUUAUCCUUCACCGUCAUCGUCUACAACAAAUACAUCCUCGACAAAAAGAUGUACAACUGGCCCUUCCCCAUCUCCCUAACCAUGAUCCACAUGUCCUUCUGCGCAACCCUAGCUAUCCUCCUCGUUCGCGUCUUCAAAUUCGUGGAACCCGUUUCAAUGUCACGCGAAGUUUACCUCUCCUCCGUCGUCCCAAUCGGAGCGCUGUAUUCGCUUUCUUUAUGGCUUUCCAAUUCGGCGUAUAUCUAUCUCUCUGUCUCGUUCAUCCAGAUGCUGAAAGCGCUCAUGCCGGUCGCUGUUUACUCGAUUGGUGUUUGUUUGAAGAAAGAGAAUUAUAAGAAUGAUACCAUGUUUAACAUGCUUUCGAUUUCUUUAGGUGUUGGUGUGGCGGCUUAUGGUGAAGCGAGAUUUGAUACAUGGGGUGUGAUUCUUCAGCUUGGCGCGGUGGCUUUCGAGGCGACGAGAUUGGUUAUGAUUCAAAUCUUGUUGAAUUCGAAAGGGAUUUCGUUGAAUCCGAUAACGUCUUUGUACUAUGUUGCUCCUUGUUGUUUAGUUUUCUUGUCUGUUCCUUGGAUUCUCGUUGAGUUUCCUGUUUUGAGAGAUACUUCGAGUUUUCAUUUCGAUUUUAUGAUUUUCGGGACUAAUUCUCUUUGUGCAUUUGCUUUGAAUCUGGCUGUUUUUCUUUUGGUUGGGAAGACGUCUGCUUUGACGAUGAAUGUGGCUGGCGUGGUGAAGGACUGGCUUUUGAUUGCGUUUUCGUGGAGUGUGAUUAAGGAUACUGUUACGCCGAUUAAUUUGUUUGGGUAUGGGCUUGCUUUUCUUGGUGUGGCUUAUUAUAAUCACUCGAAGCUGCAGGCGCUUAAGGCGAAGGAGACGCAGAAGAAAACUGCGCAGGCUGAUGAGGAGAGUGGAAGGUUGCUUGAGGAUAGGGAAGGUGAUGGGACUGGGAGGAGGAAUGAUCAGCAGAAUUGAUUUUGAUUUUGAUUUAGCUUAAUUGAAGAAUUGGAAAAUAAGUAACCAUGAGGAAGAGGAUUUGAUGGUAACAAACAAGGCACUUGCAUUGUAUCCUCUCAGCAAAUGGGCAAGAGUUAGUCAAUUUUUGUGUUUUUCAUUUUGAUGCUUUUAGAGCUAAUAAUGUGUUACUAGAGUGAAGUCUCUCAAAUCCUUUAUGAUUUUGUUAUGCUUUUCAUGUUAUGUUGUUGUAGGGAAUCUCAGUAUUUUGAAUUUAAAUAGUUAUUUAUUCAGAGUA